AGCACAGGACACGAGCCGUAUCCUGCAGAAUUAAACACAUUACUCUUAUAACAUAUGUAGGAGUCUUAGGCCACAGCAAGAGGGGCGAGUCAGGAUCAUGAGCUGACACCGGAGACGACCACUGCACCUGCGCAGACCACAAACAUGAACCAGCUUGUUGUCAACAGUGACUGGAGGCUACAACUCUGAUGAAACUAUCUGGUCGAUGGUCUCUGCGGAACUGUGCACCAGGUGUUUCCGAGCAGAAGUGAAGUAGGAACCGAAACAGAUGGCGGGUAGGGGCAGGCUGGUGCCCUGUGCGUGUCUGGGGCUGUUUGGUGUCCUGUGCUGGGUCUGGGUCUCCUUUGCCUCCUUUCCAGAUGACCAACUUCCCCUGGAGGCCCUGGAUGCAGUGGACCGAGGAGCCUUUCUGCCCCAGAGUGCUCUGUCAGAGAUGGAGUUUGCCUCCAUCAGUUCAUACAGAGGACCUGGCAACAGAGACCGCCGCAGCAACAAGGAGCUGCCCAUCCUCCUCUGGUGGAGCGCAGGACUGUUCCCACAUUUCCCCGGUGACACCGAGCGCAUCGACUGUGCCACAUCCUCCUGCCUGGUCACAAGCAAUCGCAAGGUGCAGCUGUACAAGCGGACAGCAUCCAUCAUCUUUUAUGGAACAGACUUUCGGGCAUAUGAGGCUCCGCUCCCUCGUCUCCGCCACCAGACCUGGGCACUGUUCCAUGAAGAGUCACCCAUGAAUAACUACAUCCUCUCCCAUGGACCGGGAAUCAGGCUGUUCAACUACACAGCCACGUUUCGCAGGGAGUCAGACUAUCCCCUGACCCUGCAGUGGCUGCCCUCUCUGGAUUACUUGCUGAGGCCUGUGGGCGUGUCCCUGGAGGAGAAGAACCGGCUCAGGAGAGAGGGCCUGGCUCCUGUGCUGUACAUGCAGUCUCACUGUGAUGUGCCGUCGGACAGAAACAGAUAUGUCCAGGAGCUCAUGAAGUACAUUCAGGUGGACUCUUACGGGAAAUGCUUGAACAACAAACCUCUACCUGAACAUCUGGAGGACACAUCCACAGCCACCGGAGAAGAGGCCAACUUUAUGAAUUUUGUUGCCCGCUACAAGUUUCACCUGGCACUGGAGAAUGGCCUGUGUCCAGAUUACAUGACAGAGAAGCUGUGGCGGCCUCUCCAUCAGGGCUGCGUUCCCGUCUAUCGAGGCUCCUCUGUGGUCGCAGACUGGAUGCCCAACGACCACUCUGUAAUCAUCAUAGAUAACUUCCCCUCACCGAAAGCUCUAGGCGAGUUCCUCAAACGCCUCGAUGAGAACGAUGAUGAAUAUGCAAAAUAUUUAGAGUUCAAGAACCCCACGCGCAUCACUAACGCUCGUUUGCUGGCGGCCCUGGAGACGCGCGAGUGGGGGGUUAAUGACAUGAGUAAACCCAACUACCUGAAUGGAUUUGAAUGUUACGUGUGUGACCGGGAGAAUGCACGACUGGCAGCAGAACGUGCACACAGGAAAGCCCCUGCAAAGAACCCCCCUCCUCAGCCUAGAAUGGCCAACAACUUUCACAUGGGGUGCCCCCUGCCCAGCCCGGGGUACGGAGAUGUCCAAGACGUACCAGCAGAUGAUGGAUGGUUACAAAUAUGGCCUCAGGAUUACUGGCAGAGCCUGGACCAAGCAGAGGGGCUGGAGUCUCUGAUAAGACAUAACGAGUCAGACCCUUCACUGCUGUGGAAGCACAUCCAAAACAUUGCUGUGAGCAGAGCCAGAGGAAAACACUGACACAGGCCUUGAAACAAACAGAGGAUGGAGCACAUCCAGGAUUACAGAGGUGUCCCACAUUAUGCAUCCCCUCUGUUUAAACGAGGGAAUGAAGCAGAAAUUAGUAAUAUUUUUUGCACCUGAGCCAAACCUCCUUUUACCCAUAUGAGCAGUAUAGUUAUCCUAUAACAGAGUUUGAUAUUGUAUUCAGCUGACAUGAUACUUUUGUCCUUUAUCCCAGGUUCACUAAUGGGAAAAUAAUGUUUUAGAGUGCUAUAUGCUAAUAUUUUCAAGUUGCUUUAUUACUCUAACCGAGGUGCCAUCAUUGCCCUUACUCUGCCUUGCAUUGUUAACAUUAACUGCGUGCGGUGCAGUUGUUCCACCGAGGCACAUUCUCAUGGGAGGCAGCUUUUCAUUGGACUGGGGCAGAGCCAAAGACUUGUCCUCUGCACCAAGAGAGCUCUGCCUAACUGUGUGUGAAGACCAUCAAGGCACUAGCCAAUGAUCUGCAUUAGCUCCUUUACAGUCGCUCAGCAGGUAGCCGAUGGUUAUUAGCUGAAGUCACAUUUAUGUACACAGCUAUUUUUAAGUGACUAUGCAAGGAAAAUAUUAUUUCACUGAGGAGCAGGAGGAAGGCAAAUGUUAAGUUAAGUACAACUCCCCUGUGGGAAAUCACUACUGUAUUUGCAAGGUAGUCCUCAGGAACAGCUCAUCUAAUGAAUCUCUGUGGCAGAUACUUCACCCUAACUGUUGUCUGUUACAUGAUGCUAAGAUCAUGGUUAUGUGCAAUAAUUUUUUUAAUCAUGCUUUUCUUAAACAAGUAACCGCUCGAGACUCCAUGACAGUAUUGUGUGUCUACUUGUGCACACUCCUUGCAUCUCAUAUUUAUACCAGGAUUAUCUAGAUCAUUUUAUUUUUUUAACAAAGCAUCAUACAUGUGAACACACUAUUUUGUAACAAGAAGAGCAAAAAGAAGUUAACAUUUUGUAAUAAAGUCAUUUUCCUGUUAAAGUA
Messenger RNA from Epinephelus lanceolatus (giant grouper), 2755 nucleotides. It is a transcript of the gene pofut4, whose product is annotated as protein O-fucosyltransferase 4. Lineage: Eukaryota; Metazoa; Chordata; Actinopteri; Perciformes; Serranidae. Gene Ontology annotation, cellular component: Golgi membrane. Gene Ontology annotation, molecular function: alpha-(1->3)-fucosyltransferase activity. The record is from RefSeq and is a predicted model, not a curated record.